AUGGCGGACCCACAAGGCACAGCAGGAAGCGACGCAACCGCUUUCCCUGCAGUCGCCACUGGUCCAGACAUCGUGACCCUGUUGUGCACCCAACCAGUGCAUUGCUGUUGGCGCCAUCAGGAAGAAGUAGAGACGGCUCUGGGUCUAGAAAAAAACGCUAUUAGCGUUUUUUAUCAGGGGCUAGGGGGGAGGGGUAGUGGGGCGACCAAGGGGAAAAGGAUACAAGACCAACUGGAGAAGGCCGGUGUUUUCCGCAGCCAGGGGGACACCAAGCCGCACAGGGUUUGGUGGUUGGCUUUUAGGGGGAAGGACGCGACACGACCCAGGUUUGAGGACAGAGGAGAAGAUAACUUGUGCGUGCCGGCUGGGAGCGGUGCUGAAGAACACCGUGGGACCCCUAGAGAUACCAACCCGGCCGUUGGCGCGACGACAGCACAGGAGGGGGGGGGGAGUAGUACAGUAACGCCAGACGAACAAGAGGAACAAGAGCUUCCGGAGAAAAAGAAACGGAGCGACGCGAUGCACGCGAUGGUGUCCACUCCAACAUGGGGGUACUUCUUGAACUUGUUCGAGUUGUCAAGACUCCUAGAUCUGCCAGCGGAUGAUCUUCGCGCCGUGCUGCAGCCUCCAUGUGCCCGAAAUUCUACGAUCGAGCAUGAACUGUUCCUCUCGACGUUCGGCAUUUCCCGGGGGUGGCAUGCCGGGAAUCCCGCCUGGCAUUUGCUGGGAUGUGGGCACGUCGUCGCGCUAGGGGAAGAUGCGUGCAUGGAACUCCUGAGCAGGCCACCCCAGCCCUUUUUUUGGAGUGCGAUGAAGCGGAGAGAACCAAACACCGGUAUUCCCUGGACUGUCGGCUGCGAGGCAGAGACACCUUUACUCCUAGAAGCACAUCGCCUCACUCUAGAUAUAGAGAGGUCCCUGCAGUGUAGAAACUGCAAACCAAACUGCCCGAUCAAUGGGCCACGUCAUAGUUGGGAGUUCAUGCGGUGCGAGUCCGAGGCGACGGAAAUCCUAGGGGUAGACGCCGAGCUCAAAGUCAACUUUGAGUGCGUCAAUUGCCACUCGAUACACCUUGGGGUGCCUUUGCCUGCGAAGGGGUUGGGUUAUGAAGUCCAAUCGUGGUCGAUGGCGGAUGAGGUUGUGCGUGGGACUUUUGAUAGUAUCUCCAGUUGGCUUCGGGUACGUGCAGGGCCGUCAAGCGCAACACGUGGUGGACGGCGGCAGAGACAGCCUGCGCCGCCGGAGAAGGCCGCGGCGCCUGGGCCGUCAAGCGCAACACGUGGUCGACGGCAGCAGAGGCACACCAGGAAACCUGCCAGAUUUGCGAACGCGCAUGUGGGGUCCAGUGAUGACAGCGAGGUUCCCGAGAGCAGGGAAUCAGCUGACUCAAAUAGUAGUAGCGACGAUGGGAGCGAGCCUUGA
Molecule: messenger RNA, 1422 nt
Organism: Ectocarpus siliculosus
Lineage: Eukaryota; Phaeophyceae; Ectocarpales; Ectocarpaceae
Source: the annotation of a GenBank genome assembly